AUGCAUCCUCUCAUCCCUGCCUUCCUCUGCCUGCUGGGCUCCUGCUGCCUUCAAGACACAGAGGCACGACAAUAUGAUUCCGUCCUCACUGUGCCCAAUGGAAGCCCUUGGGGUACUUGGGGGAAGGCACAUUUUUGCCCCAAAGGCCACGCUAAGGGAUUUGAGCUGAAGGUGGAGCCCUCCCAGGGAUUCUGGCUAUUUGGCGAUGACACAGCUCUGAACGGCAUCCGCCUGCUCUGCACAGAUGGCACAACCAUUGAGUCCUCAGUGGGGCCGUGGGGAACCUGGACUAAGGCCCAGCUCUGCUCCAGUAACAAGAUGGUUUCCUUCUCACUGCGUGUGGAACCACAGCAGCAUCUGCUUGAUGACACGGCGGUCAACAAUGUGAUGUUCCUCUGCUCUAAUGGAACGCAGCUGGUGGGCCAGGGACUUUCAGGGGGUCAGUUCGGCUCGUGGAGCAAAAGCUGCAACUCUAAAGCCAUCUGUGGGCUCAAGACGAAGAUGGAAGAACCCCAGGGAAAGGGGGACGACACAGCUCUCAACGAUAUGAAAUUCUACUGCUGUGACUAA
Dromaius novaehollandiae (emu) is the source of this 570-nucleotide messenger RNA. RefSeq names its product vitelline membrane outer layer protein 1-like. The record is from RefSeq and is a predicted model, not a curated record. NCBI's taxonomy places the organism in Eukaryota, Metazoa, Chordata, Aves, Casuariiformes, Dromaiidae. The transcript is spliced from 3 exons. Bases 1 to 570 code for a protein of 189 amino acids.